AUGGCAGUAAAAAGUAAAAAAAUCCUCACCGCCCGCCAAUACAAAAGUAUUGUCAAAUUCAUUGAAUGAAUCAGAUUUGCGAACGAGCAGGAACAUAAUAUACAUUAGUAUUCGUCUACAGGCCCUUACAUUAUUUCUGUCCAGCUGUGUUUACCUCAAAACUGAUUCGAGAGCAGAUAUGUAUGUGUGCUUUUAUGGUUGUUGGAUAGGUUAAAAUAUUAUCUUUUAUACAAUGCCACUUAUUAUUAUAACCGGAAUUCCGUGCAGUGGAAAAACAACACGAUCUAUCGAAUUGAAGGAAUAUUUUGAAAAUAAAGUAGGAAAAAAAGUAGAAGUUAUUCAUGAGCUUGAUUUUGUGUCUAAAGCAGGCUUUGACAGAAAUUCAUUUUAUGCUGAUUCUAAAAAAGAAAAAGGUGUUAGAAGUGAUAUAAAGUCAGCAGCACAACGAAUGUUAAAUGUAACUGACGUAUUAAUAAUCGACGGUAGCAAUUAUAUUAAAGGUUAUCGUUAUGAAAUUUAUUGUAUGACAAAAUCGUAUAAAACUCCUCAGUGUACAAUAUAUUGUGAUAUACCUGUUGAACAUGCUUGGUUGUGGAAUGAAAAACGACCAGAAAGUGAACGAUAUAAUAGAGAAAUUUUUGAUGCAUUAGUAAUGAGAUAUGAAGCUCCAGAUAGUAAAAAUCGGUGGGAUAUACCAUUAUAUUCCUUGUUACCAGAAGAUGUAUUAAAUUUUGAUGAAAUUUAUAAAUCACUAUACGAAACAAAGGCACCAAAACCAAAUCUAAGUACUCAAUGUCCGCCCUUGUCAUCAACAAAUUAUUUAUAUGAUUUGGAUACAGUAACUCAAGAAGUUGUUAAUGAAAUACUGUCGGCCAAACAAUUGGGUAUUGAAAGUGAUUUCAAAAUUCCAAAGUAUAAUUUAAUAAUGCAAAACCCAUGUACUGUGGCACAGCUUAUGAGGUUACGAAGACAAUUUUUAACUUACAGCAAAAUGCAACAAAUUGAAGUUAAUCAAAUUGCAACAUUAUUUGUACAAUAUCUUAAUAAAAGUUUGUAAACAAAAA
Messenger RNA from Megachile rotundata (alfalfa leafcutting bee), 1064 nucleotides. Its product is annotated as protein KTI12 homolog. The record is from RefSeq and is a predicted model, not a curated record. NCBI's taxonomy places the organism in Eukaryota, Metazoa, Arthropoda, Insecta, Hymenoptera, Megachilidae.